This is a messenger RNA of Podarcis muralis (Common wall lizard), 693 nucleotides long. Its product is annotated as histone H4. Gene Ontology annotation, cellular component: nucleosome. Lineage: Eukaryota; Metazoa; Chordata; Lepidosauria; Squamata; Lacertidae. Gene Ontology annotation, molecular function: structural constituent of chromatin; DNA binding; protein heterodimerization activity. The record is from RefSeq and is a predicted model, not a curated record.
AUCACCGGACAGAAUCAUAAUUUUGUAAAUUAUGAAACGUGUCUAUAACUCUCCCGGCUGCACUAUCCUCCCCAAAUCAAAGGCACAUAUCCGUUUGAGGAGAAAGAUCUGUUUUGAUUGGAGAAUUUAAAAUGCCCAGAAGCUGAUUGGUGGAAAGUAUAGCCUAUAGCGUUAUGGAGUUUGGAAAGAGGGCGUGGCUCAGUCAAAGGCUAGCAUUUGCCCUUUCAGUCUUCCCUCUGGUCGGACUUUGCUUUAUAAAAGAAGCUGCAGCGCUACUCUUCGCUUACUUCAUUCUUCAAUCGCACCGAGUGUUAUCUUGUUACCAUGUCUGGUCGUGGAAAAGGCGGGAAAGGUUUGGGCAAGGGAGGCGCCAAGAGGCAUCGCAAGGUGCUUCGUGACAAUAUCCAAGGUAUCACGAAGCCUGCAAUCCGCCGCCUGGCUCGCCGUGGCGGAGUCAAGCGCAUUUCGGGCUUGAUCUACGAGGAGACCCGCGGUGUCCUGAAGGUCUUUCUGGAAAAUGUCAUCCGGGAUGCCGUGACUUACACUGAGCAUGCCAAGAGGAAGACUGUGACCGCCAUGGAUGUCGUGUACGCUCUGAAGCGCCAGGGUCGUACUCUGUACGGCUUCGGUGGCUAAUCAGGAUAUCAAGAUUAUAUUACAAACGAGCUCAAAGGCCCUUUUAAGGGCCGCCCA